Molecule: messenger RNA, 762 nt
Organism: Myripristis murdjan (pinecone soldierfish)
Lineage: Eukaryota; Metazoa; Chordata; Actinopteri; Holocentriformes; Holocentridae
Product: gastrula zinc finger protein XlCGF8.2DB-like
Exons: 2
Coding region: 1-762 (253 amino acids)
Biological process (GO): regulation of transcription by RNA polymerase II
Cellular component (GO): nucleus
Molecular function (GO): DNA-binding transcription factor activity, RNA polymerase II-specific
Source: RefSeq, a predicted model, not a curated record
AUGAUGAAGAGGAAGCUGAGUGGAACAGAGACGCCCGCCGCUCCACUGGACAGAUGGAAACAGAAGAUUGGGGAGAGGAACGAGCCAGGAACCCAGAAACCUCCUCUGAGGCUGAGACUGAUGACAAAACCAGCUUCCUGCUCCAAGACCAAGAACACAGGGAAGAGUACAUUCCCCUGCUCCCUCUGUGGUAAACAGUUUACGGAGAAAGGAAACCUCAACAAACACAUGAGAAUCCACACUGGAGAGAAACCAUUCGUGUGCUCCCUUUGCGGUAAAGGGUUUGCACAUAAAGGACACCUCAACACACAUGUGAGAAUCCACACUAGAGAGAAACCAUUCAUCUGCCCACUCUGUGGUACAGGGUUUACUGACAAAGGAAACCUCAACACACACAUGAGAAUCCACACUGGAGAGAAACCGUUCCCCUGCCCACUCUGUGGUACAGCGUUUGCACAGAAAGGACACCUCAAGAUACACAUGAGAAUCCACACAGGAGAGAAACCGUUCCCCUGCUCACUCUGUGGUACAGCGUUUGCACAGAAAGGAAACCUCAAGAUACACAUGAGAAUCCACACUGGAGAGAAACCGUUCAUCUGCUCACUCUGUGGUAAACAGUUUACCAAGAAAGGAAACCUCAACAAACAUAUGAGAAUCCACACUAGAGAGAAACCAUUCGUUUGCUCCCUCUGUGGUAAAGGGUUUACUGAGAACGGAACACUCCACAAACACAUGAGAACCCACACUGGAGAGAGCCUGUAG